CCAGCAUUGCCCUUCCCGCCAUGGCUGCCAGCUCCGUUUGAGCGCGGGAGGGUUGAACAUCCUCCUGUGAUCAAGAGCUGUUGGAUUCCGUCAGCCCUGAGGUGCGAUCGAGACAGAUUCCUCAUCCUUAGCUGGGCAUUCUUUUCCCAUCGAGUGGUUGGUCUUGGUAAAUAGACCAAGAGCAAGGUUGGGGCUGCUUCGCCCUGGUCAGGACCACAAUCUUUCCGGUCAUUCGGUUGAGUCGAUCGCUUACCCAAGCGUAUCGUCGUUGUAUUCUUUGUAUUUCUCGUUCUUUUUCCAGCUCUGCUCUCUGGUUAUCGGACUAGUUCAACUCGCCUUUUUCUGUUAGUUUGGGCACAUUUGCGUUCGCAGCACUACCGCCCUGCUCUUCUCAAACAUUUUGUUUCAUAGCCGCCGCACAAGUGGAUGUCACCAGUAGACUGUCCAGUGAUGUUGGCAAAUCCUACACCUUGUCAUGGUAUGUGGUCGAACUCAGUGUUUGAUAUGGGGGGUUCUACCCCCCAAGGGUGCGCAAGUGAGUACCGGGCUCCAAGCACGGGCAACGGAGCCAUUCAUAAAUCAGCACGACAAUCGCUUCGUCUUGCUGUCAAGAGUGCGAGCGACAUAAGAGUCAAAGGAGAGGUCCAGAGCGCCUAUUGGAAGCCCCUUUUCAGUCCCAAGAAGCCAGUCAAGAAGGAUGACUCAGCAGCGACGAAGCUCAAGACCCCUUCGCGAACAAACAAUCGCACGCAAGAUGCCGAUGGCAAGGGAAUGGCUGGGAAACGCAAGCGAAACUCGUCACUAGAAUCAAUUUUAUCUCAGUCUUGCUUGAAUGUCAAUGAGGGAAAGAACAUCAAGAAAGAAAAAGAACACGAUAAAUAUUGUCAUUUUUGUCAGCACGUCAAGGUCAAUAUGCUGGCGUGCGAGUCGCCAGAUUGUACUCAUAGAUUUUGCACGUAUUGUUUGGCUGUUCACUUAGGAGACAAUACCGAUCCUUCUUCAAGUGCUGUUGCUCCUUGUCGGAAUGCAGUAAGUCCCAUCGCCACUGCAAAGCGUUCCGAUACAGGCAAUGAAGAUCCUAAGAACAAGGCCUGCAAGUCUCAGAAACUUUCUACUUCUGGGAAGACCAAGAAAACCAACAUUGGCAGUGAAACAGGCUCGGCUGUUCCGUUAGGCCCCCCGGAAGGUUCGGAAACCCGCGCUCCAGGGAACAACCCACACGAACACGAAGAUCAAAAGGCGAUGAUGCAAGCACAAGCGGAUCGUGUGCUUGGGCUGCUGUGCAUGAUCACAGCCGAACAAGCCAAUGUAUGCCUCUAUAUUCCUCUACAAGUGGAUCGUGACCUUAUAUACCAGGAGGAGACUGAGGAAAGCCUUCAUUCUGAUUGCAGCAACGAGUCCGAUUCUCCAUCUCAGGAUUGUGACGAAGAGAAGGAGGUUGCGGAGACGACAGCCGAGAGCUGCACCAGCUCACUGGAAGAACUUGCUCUGUUUGCCUUACAGUCUCUCGCAGCUAUCCCGGGGGAGGAUUUGAAAGCGGCUCCUGUGGGUCCAGAAACAACAGGCAGGACAGGAGAUGUCUCCCCCGGUAGACCAACAGCAGAAUGCUCUCCUUGUACACCUCGAGAGGAUCUCUCGUACGACAGUGCUUCCCCAGAACACCAUGUCUAGAGCAUAAUGCUUUUGCCUUACACACGUGAAUCUAAAGUGAUGGUGAAAAGAGAUAAUAAUUAGAGCCGCUGGGAAUCUGAAAACAUGUUUAUGAAUUCAG
Molecule: messenger RNA, 1771 nt
Organism: Guillardia theta CCMP2712
Lineage: Eukaryota; Cryptophyceae; Pyrenomonadales; Geminigeraceae
Exons: 5
Coding region: 427-1671 (414 amino acids)
Source: RefSeq, a predicted model, not a curated record